GCGGAAAAACAUCCAAGUCAGAAAGAGGGACUUGUCUAGUCGCAGCAACAGCGCCUUGCUACUCCAUACUCGUUCCUGGUCUUGGUUUCACUAAAGAGCCCGAGGUUCACCAUAAUCAAGAUCUGUUAAAUUCCUAAACAACAUGGAAGGAUUAGAACAAUGGAAGAAUCAUGCAGAGCAAUUGUCAUCUCAAGUAUUACAGCAAUGCAAGGAACAGGCAGAGCAAUUGUCAUCUCAAGCACAUGAAUACCUUCAGCAGGUUCCACCUGUUCAGAUCUAUGUUGCUGUUGCCAUGUUGCUAUUAACCUCAUUGUUCCUCUUAUCUGGUAGGUUGUUUAAAUGCCAAAAAGCUAAUACCAUACUGUUGACUGGGCUUAGUGGGAGUGGGAAGACUGUUCUUUUCUAUCAACUUCGGGAUGGCUCCUCUCAUCAAGGUACUGUCACAUCAAUGGAACCAAAUGAGGGAACUUUUGUGCUCCAUUCUGAAAAAUCAAAGAAUGGAAAGGUAAAGCCUGUACAUCUUGUUGAUGUUCCUGGGCAUUCUCGCCUUAGACCCAAGCUAGAUGAGUUCCUGCCUCAGGCAUCUGGGAUAGUCUUUGUGGUAGAUUCUUUGGAGUUUUUACCGAACUGUCGUUCUGCUUCAGAGUACCUGUAUGAUAUUUUGACCAAGGCAACUGUAGUGAAGAAGAAAAUUCCCGUUCUUAUUCUCUGCAAUAAGGCGGACAAAGUGACUGCACAUAGCAAGGAAUUUAUUCAAAAACAAUUGGAGAAGGAACUUGACAAAUUACGAGCAUCAAGAAGUGCUAUAUCAACAGCUGAUAUUGCAAAUGAUUUUACUCUUGGGGUAAUUGGAGAACCAUUUUCAUUCCCUCAAUGUCAGAACAAAGUUAAAGUAGCUGAAGGUGCUGGUAUUGAUGGUAACUUGAUUGAGGUGGAACAGUUUAUCAGGGACCAUGUAAAAUCUUAGGUGUGUUCUCCGAGUUGUUAAAUUUGUGGUGUUUCUUCUCUGAGAGUUGGGUUGAUGUUGUCAUUUGAUCAUUGAAAAUCCUUAACAAAGGUUCUCAAAUCAAUUGAACUUCCCAAGGUAAGUGGAGGAAGGAAUUUUAUGAAAUGGAGAUGAAGGAAGAGAUAGAUACUAAUCAUGGUUAUGUUGUAGCUGGUAAGUGAAACAUGAUACCAAAGAACUAACUGUCUGUGGAGGCUUUUUGCUAGUUUGAAAAAUCUUGGAACUGACUAU
Fragaria vesca subsp. vesca is the source of this 1237-nucleotide messenger RNA. Its product is annotated as signal recognition particle receptor subunit beta-like. NCBI's taxonomy places the organism in Eukaryota, Viridiplantae, Streptophyta, Magnoliopsida, Rosales, Rosaceae. Gene Ontology annotation, biological process: protein targeting to ER. Bases 143 to 967 code for a protein of 274 amino acids. The transcript is spliced from 7 exons. Gene Ontology annotation, cellular component: signal recognition particle receptor complex. The record is from RefSeq and is a predicted model, not a curated record.